CUUCAAGUUUCAGGGCUUGCAAUGCGCAAUGCAGCUCUGCCUAGCUAGAACAUUUGUGGACUUUGAGGGGAGCACCAAGUGCGCUAUCCGUUUGUGCUGACAUCUGUGAACUGCAACUCCUUGAACGGAGGGGUUUGCCUGUCUCCUAUUGUGGUUACGUGGAUCUGACCAAGGGCAAUCAAGUACACGUGGCUCCAAGGAACAUCUUUGCUAGACGGCGUGGAAAGAAGCGCCUAGAUCACGAGUUGAAAAAGUAAGGAUUGUGAGAAGCACAAACGAAGCAAUGGCGGGGUCCUCUUCAGAAGAGCGGGGGUUCGAAGCGGCGCUGGAGGCCAUCUCUUCGCUGAUCACAAGGAGGAAGCGGGCCGAUGGAUCCAACUGGGGCGACGCAUUCGCUUUAAUGGACACUUACAUCAAGAUCCUAGACCUAGAGGAGCCCCUCAGCAGGCUAAGCGUCAUACAUGUAGCGGGAACGAAGGGGAAGGGAUCCACAUGCGCCUUCGCCGAGAGUAUAUUGCGUCACUCCGGCAACAAGACGGGCAUGUUCACAUCCCCGCAUUUGGUGGACGUCAGAGAGAGGUUCCGGAUUCGGGGUGAGCUGGUGCCCAAGGACGUCUUUCUGGAACACUUUUGGUGGUGCUGGGACCGUUUCCAGGCGGCGGCGACCCCCGACGUGCCCCUCCCCGCCUAUUUUCGCUUCCUCACCCUGCUCGCGCUUCGCAUAUUCAUUGCGGAAAAGGUAGACGUUGCUCUUCUCGAGGUGGGCAUUGGAGGCCGAUACGACGCCACUAACGUCGUUAGAGCGCCCGUGGUCUGCGGAGUCGCCUCCUUGGGUUAUGACCAUACGGAGUUGCUAGGCGACACGCUGCCGUUGAUCGCUGCCGAAAAGGCGGGUAUCUUCAAGCCACGUGUCCCCGCCAUCACCGCCCCCCAGCCAGACGAUGCGAUGGAAGCUUUGCAGAAGCGGGCCGACGAGUUGCAGAUUUCUCUAGACGUUGCGCCGCCUUUGGAGAGCCUUGAAGACCCCUCGGCUAUUUCGCUCGGCCUCGCCGGCGACCACCAGCGCAUCAACGCAGCUUUGGCGGUCGCCCUGUGUCGAGCCUGGACCGAGCGGGCGGGACCGACGGCGCAGCUGGACAACUUGAGACAGGCGAUGCAACGAAAACGACUCCCCGACUCCUUCCGACGGGGCCUCGCCUCGGUGGAGUGGCCCGGGCGCGCUCAGAUCAUGCCCGACACGGAAAUUCAGGCGCCGGGUGAAUCCCCCCAGGGCUCCCUCAUGUUCUACUUAGACGGCGCCCAUACCCCCGAGAGCAUGGAGGUCUGUGCCACGUGGUUCUGCGAAAGUGUUGCCGGGGGUGCGGAAACAGCGGAGACCUCUGAGGGGGGACAGAAAGUCGGUCAUCAGGACCCCCCGGAAGGAAGUGGGGAGGCGGCUGAGCGACCGGGUUUGCAAAACGGACUUGGGUUAGCCGCGGACUUGGAGCGGGUUAACGGGGAAGAGAGAGAUGGGCGGACGGAUCGGACGGGGUUAGGUUCGGAGGGCUUGAACGUUCGAAGGGUGCUGUUGUUCAACUGCAUGCAGGAGCGAGAGCCCGUCAAGCUGCUGGACCCCCUCAUACGAAUAGCGCACGGCAAAGGAGUUUCUUUCCACCGUGCCAUUUUCGUCCCCAGCUUCUCCAGCUCCACCUCCAUAACCACCCUCAGUUCCACCCCCGACUUAACCUGGCAGCAAACCCAGCUCCAAACCUGGACGUCCAUCCUCCACAAACUGGGCCCCACCCUUAACCGCAAGCCUAACCCGGUUCCUCCCACCGCUCCGGCUGGCGCGGCGGAGCAACCAGACCGAAACGGGUCUCAUGUUGCUAGUGCGAGGGAUGGUGACGUCAGCUGGGACGGGUCCGGGUUCGUGAUGCCGUCGCUGCCGGCGGCGCUCGAAUGGCUCCGGAAGGCCGCUCGGGAGCAGCCCCCGGGCAGAUUGCAGGUCCUAGUGUCGGGUUCACUCCAUCUUGUGGGCGACGUAUUGCGGCUGCUGAAGCACUAAGAGCAGUCUCGUGCAAACUCAAUGUGCCAGAGUUUUCAAAACAGCCGUGUUUCUUGAAGCGGGUUGGAUGGCUUUGUCGGACUUUCCUUGUACAAGGGCAUGCAACUGUUGAGCUAGCCACUCGAGGUCGCUCGCUGCAAACAAGUUCAGAGAGUUUCAUGUCGCUUUGGCGGCUUCCUUUGCAAGUGAGAGUCUCGAGGGAUUCAUUAGCAUGUGAGCCUUGCAGAUUGUAACGUGCAUUUUGCAGUAUGCCCGGUAAAGUUGAUGAUUGUUGGGCUAGAAUCCGAUUGGAUGGACCCUGAUGGAGCUCUAGAAUACUUUUCAGACACGGCUACGUAUAUACAAU
Molecule: messenger RNA, 2390 nt
Organism: Klebsormidium nitens
Lineage: Eukaryota; Viridiplantae; Streptophyta; Klebsormidiophyceae; Klebsormidiales; Klebsormidiaceae
Source: the annotation of a GenBank genome assembly